Messenger RNA from Mastomys coucha (southern multimammate mouse), 5133 nucleotides. RefSeq names its product KN motif and ankyrin repeat domains 2 (gene Kank2). Gene Ontology annotation, cellular component: cytoplasm. The coding region runs from base 341 to 2884 and encodes 847 amino acids. The record is from RefSeq and is a predicted model, not a curated record. The transcript is spliced from 12 exons. Lineage: Eukaryota; Metazoa; Chordata; Mammalia; Rodentia; Muridae. Gene Ontology annotation, molecular function: protein binding. Gene Ontology annotation, biological process: negative regulation of transcription by RNA polymerase II; negative regulation of cell population proliferation; negative regulation of actin filament polymerization.
GGAGACGCGGGGACCCCGUCCCGAGGGCUGGCGGCCAGGAGCCGACUGAGCCCCUAGGACGUGCCCAGGCCGCAGCGAGGGCGCGCGCACCCCACGACCACCCUUCCACUUCGCUCCCGGCCCGCGGCCAGGCGCCCGGGAGGCUGGAGGGGCGGGGCUUCUGUGGGGGCGUGGCCACCGCGCUGGCUCCUCAGGCUUGCGGCGACCAAGGCGGAGAGCAGCGGGCAGGACGCCUGGGACGGCGGAGGCUCGAGCGCGCCAGGUCAGCCUCGACUGUCUGCAGGCUGUUGGGGAGACUCGGUUCCCUGAGUGACAUCUGAGGAGCAACCGCAGAGAGAGGAUGGCCCAGGUCCUGCACGUGCCUGCCCCAUUCCCAGGAACCCCUGGCCAGGCCUCCCCAGCGGCCUUCGCCAGCAAGGAGCCAGACCCGCCAUACUCAGUGGAGACGCCCUAUGGCUACCGACUGGACCUGGACUUUCUUAAGUAUGUGGACGACAUUGAGAAGGGCCACACACUGCGCAGGGUGGCGGUGCAGCGCCGGCCGCGCCUGGGUUCCCUGCCACGGGUGCCGGGCUCCUGGUGGACGUCCACAGAGUCGCUGUGCUCUGACGCCAGUGGGGACAGCCGGCACUCGGCCUACUCCUACUGUGGCCGCGGCUUCUACCCACAGUAUGGAGCCUUGGAGACCCGCAGCGGCUCCAACCCACGCGUGGAGCGCACGCUGCUGGAUGCGCGGCGCCGGCUGGAGGACCAGGCUGCUGCCCCGUCGUCUGGUGGCCUGGGCUCCCUGACACCCAGCGCUGCGGGCUCCACCAGCUCCCUGGCAGGCGUGGGCCUGCUGCCUCCCACGCCUCGCAGCUCUGGCCUGUCUACCCCGGUGGCACCCAGUGCUGGUCACCUGGCCCACGUUCGGGAACAGAUGGCCGGGGCCCUGCGCAAGCUGCGCCAGCUGGAGGAGCAGGUCAAGUUGAUCCCCGUGCUCCAGGUCAAGCUCUCGGUGCUCCAGGAGGAGAAGAGACAGCUCACGGUGCAGCUCAAGAGCCAGAAGUUUCUAGGUCACCCCUCAGGGACACGAAACCGGAGCGAGCUCUGCCUGGAUCUUCCAGAGGCCCCUGACGACCCUGCUGCGCUAGAGACCCGCUCAGUGGGCACCUGGGUUCGAGAACGGGACUUGGGCAUUCCAGAUGGUGAAGCUGCCCUGGUAGCUAAAGUGGCCGUGUUGGAGACCCAGCUCAAAAAAGCGCUGCAGGACCUGCGGGCGGCUCAGACCCAGCAGGUCAACCUCCAGCCCCAGGCCUGGCCACCACCAGACACGCAGAUCCGCGUGGACACCGUGCGAGUAGUGGAGGGUCCCCGGGAAGUGGAGGUGGCAGCCAGCACGGCAGCUGGGGCCCUUGCACAGCGAGCUCAGAGUCUGGAACCCUACGGAGCAGGGCUGAAGGCCCUGGCCACAUCUGGGGGACCAGAGAAGACCGUCGUGUUCCGCAGUCAUGAGGUGGUGGAGACCAUGUGCCCGCUGCCCACAGCUGCCACCGGCAACAUGCACACAGCCAAGAAGAUCAGUAUUACAGAACGGAGUUGCAUUGGUGCGUCCAGUAUGACAGAGCCGUCCUCCUCUAAUCCACGCCCUGCUGCAGCCUCUGAGCUACAGCCUGAGAACCCUGCCCCGGCUGCCCAGGAUACCACUGACAGGAAGCCCACCAGGCCAGCAGCGGCAUCACAGGACUCACAAGUGGCUGAAGGAGCAGAUAGAGCCUCCGUGGGGGUCCAGUCGACCACAAAGAGGAAAGAGGACCCCGCAGACCCUGAAGUCCACCAGAGGAACCUCCAAUUUGUGGGAAUCAAUGGCGGGUAUGAGUCCUCCUCGGAAGACUCCAGCACAGCAGAAAACUCUGAACACGAGAGCACAGAAAAUGAGGGCCCAGAGCCACCAGCAAGGGUUCUGAGCCCAGCUGACUGCCCUCAGCUCAGGCCUCCAGGGGCUGCAGUGGCCAAGACCAGUCUGGAGGGGCGCCAGCUCUCCCAGGAACCCCAGCACGUGCCUGCAGCUGAGGUGGCCUCAGGACCGGACCCUGAGGAGGAAAUUCGGAUGGACCUGAGCCCUGACCUCAUAUCAGCCUGCUUGGCCCUGGAGAAAUACUUGGAGAACCCCAAUGCCCUCACAGAGCGAGAACUGAAAGUAGCCUACACCACCGUGCUCCAAGAGUGGCUGCGCCUGGCCUGCCGCAGUGACGCACACCCUGAGCUUGUGCGGCGACAUCUGGUCACCUUUAGGGCCAUGUCUGCCCGGCUGCUGGACUACGUGGUCAACAUCGCUGACAGCAAUGGUAACACUGCCCUGCACUACUCCGUGUCACAUGCCAACUUCCCUGUGGUUCGGCAGUUGCUGGACAGUGGUGUCUGCCAAGUGGACAAGCUGAACCGUGCUGGCUACAGCCCCAUUAUGCUCACUGCCCUGGCCACUCUGAAGACCCAGGAUGACAUUGAGACCAUCCUUCAGCUCUUCCGGCUUGGGAAUGUCAAUGCCAAGGCCAGCCAGGCAGGACAGACGGCCUUGAUGCUGGCCGUCAGUCACGGGCGGGUGGACGUGGUGAAAGCGUUGUUGGCCUGCGAGGUGGACGUCAACAUGCAGGAUGAGGACGGCUCCACGGCCCUGAUGUGUGCUUGUGAGCAUGGACACAAGGAGAUCACCGGGCUCCUGCUGGCCGUGCCUAGCUGUGACAUCUCACUCACCGACCGUGAUGGGAGCACAGCACUGAUGGUGGCCCUGGACGCUGGGCAGAGCGAGAUCGCAUCUAUGUUGUACUCACGCAUGAACAUCAAGUGCUCGUUCGCUCCCAUGUCAGACUAUGAGAGUCCGACUUCAUCUUCAGCUGAGGAGUGAAUAUGGGGAGGAGCCAGUGAGUCUCCCAGGAUCCACCAGCCACAAGCCACAUAUCAAACCGUCCCUUCUCCAUCCCUCCGUCUCUUUCUGCCUUGGCAGUCAAACCCCUGCACUUCCCUGAGGGAGCCCUGACAGCUCCCAGACUCUAGCUCCAGGAAGCCUUUCCCAGCAAGCUGGGUUCAAAGCCAGUAAGCCAAGCUACAUCUCCUCCCAGUUGGCGCCAGUUGACGACGCCCGGGUGUGGGUUUCUUGUGAAGAACAUAGAGAACAAUCAUACAGCAAUUAUGGGAGGAGUGGGGGCAAGAGGGGAAAAUACUGUAUUCUUGAGUCAUUGUUAGGGGGUGGGAGGGGUCAGAAUUCAGUUGCUAAAUUUGAAUGUCACUGGAAUGUUACAGUGCCCAUUGUCCCCUCUUCACUACAGCAGGUCUCCACAAAGCCUGCUCAACACCCUUUGUCACCUCAUUUCAUUGUCUAGUGUACAAUAGGGUUUUGUGCACUGCCCUCCACCUCUGGACAGUUUCCUUAGGGCCAGGGGUGUCUCUUGUGAUUGCUUCACAAAUAAGACUGCCGUACCUUAGCCGUCUGCCUCCAGUCAGAAAGCAGGGUUUUCAUUUGUCUUUUUCCUCUCACUGUCUCUCUCCCUCUCCCCCCACCCCCACCCUUCUCUCUCUCUUUCUCUCUCUCUCUCUCUCUCUCUCUCUCUCUCUCUCUCUCACACACACACACACACACACACACACACACACACACACACGCGCGCGCAGGGCUUGUCACCCUGCAGCUGAUGUUCUGGUGGGUCCUGUGACUUGGAAAUGACCAACUUACAAGGAGAAGUUAUGCAGACCUCCCUGUUCCCCACAGGGAGGGCUUGGUAGAGGAAAAUGCUCCUAGAAAAACUUUCAGAUUUACAGACAAAAAAGAAAAAAGCCCAUUCCAGAGUGGCUCCCAGCGUCUCCGCUCAGAACCUCCCUCCUCAAAGGAGAGCAAACAGAGGAUGUGAUACUGACCAAGUACAGGCGCUCGCUAGGAAGCCCAUGUGUUCUUGAUUAAGAGCUGGCUGGCCUCAGAGCACUCCCAGAACUAGCUUAAAGUGACAGGCUUUGCUGAAAUCCAAAGGGACAAAUGAGUAGUUUUAUGCUUGUGUGUUUGUUUUUAAUGCCCUGGAGCUCCUGCUGGUGACAGGGUACAGACAGGCUGCACUUUUCUCUUACAGGGUUUCCUCUCCGUCCCCAGGCUCAGCGUGGUUAGUGGGGGGAUGUUGUUUUUGUUUUCCCUUUGUUUCUUUUCUUCAUAAAGAAGAAAAAGGAAACAGCUUCUAGAUGUGCCUUGCGAUAGGGGAGGACAUGCCCUGUCGAGUCUCCCUGUCUUAUCCAGGCCACAGCUGGGCCCACUGGGCCUUGGAGCCAAACCUCAGCAGGGCAGCGCUGAGGCUCAUGAGCUAAAGGGAAGUGUUCGCCUGUCGUCUAGACAAGUAGGUCUCUUGGUCUGAUGGAGUCUUACUCCGAUCGAGUUCUGUAGAAGGGGUUUAUCUAAGGCAUAGAGGCUUGGUUGGCAUGAGAAAAUAAGAUGGACAGGUGGAUGGACGGAUGGGUGGAUGAGUGGAUGGUUGGGUACAUGGGUGGAUGCAUAGAUGAAUGAAUGGAUGGAUGAAUGGAUGGAUGGCCAGAUGAGUGGAUGAGUGGAUGGUUGGGUGCAUGGGUGGAUGCAUGAGAUGAAUGGAUGGAUGGCCAGAUGAGUAGAUGGGUAGAUGGAUGGAUGAGUGUUGGGGUGGGCGAAUGAAUAAAUGAUCAAUGGAUGAGAAGCUGGGUGGGCCGGGGGAUGGUUGUUAUGAUGGAGUCUUCGCACGUGUAUAAAACAGAGAACCAAAGUGCAGGACAGCUGCUGGUGUCUCCGGGUGCUCACAGCCUAGGGCACAUUUGAAAGGCCAUGCUCUGAGCUGAGCCCCCAAGUUCUAGCCUUGUAGCCAGCAAGGGAGUUUAUUUAAGGUUCUGGAAGCAUCAGCUAUGACCCCAAAGUACACGCUCCUUGGAAAAGCCCUUGUCUGUUUCUACCACUCUGCUUUCUGUGUCUCUGUGGGGGCCACCAGGGUCAAACACCGGUCUCUCCUCUCCUUUCCUGUAUACUCCAUUUUAUUUCUACUUUGUGACCACGGUACGUCCAUGAAGACAGUGUUACACAUAAAUGAAGUAUUCUUUUCUUGUAAUCAUGUUUUAGAAAGUAAAAGGAUUUAAUAAAAGCUACAAAGCUGA